AUGUCUAAGGCUGUUGGUAUUGAUUUAGGUACUACUUACUCAUGUGUUGCACACUUCGCUAACGAUCGUGUUGAAAUUAUUGCUAACGAUCAAGGUAACAGAACUACUCCAUCAUAUGUUGCUUUCACAGACACUGAGAGAUUGAUUGGUGAUGCUGCUAAGAACCAAGCCGCAAUUAACCCUAAGAACACAGUGUUCGAUGCUAAGAGACUGAUAGGGCGUAAGUUCGAUGACGCUGAAGUUACAAAUGAUGCUAAGCACUUCCCAUUCAAGGUGAUAAAUAAGGAUAGUAAGCCAGCUAUAGAGGUAGAAUUCAAAGGUGAAACGAAAACUUUCACCCCAGAAGAGAUCUCUUCUAUGGUCCUGGGUAAGAUGAAAGAGACCGCUGAGCAAUUUUUGGGUACUACUGUGAACGAUGCAGUGGUCACCGUGCCCGCUUACUUCAAUGACUCCCAAAGACAAGCUACUAAGGAUGCUGGUACAAUUGCUGGUCUAAAUGUGCUACGUAUCAUUAACGAACCUACAGCAGCUGCUAUUGCUUAUGGUUUGGACAAGAAAGGUGCUAGCGAGCAUAAUGUUUUGAUUUUCGAUCUUGGUGGUGGUACCUUCGAUGUUUCCCUAUUAUCCAUUGACGAUGGUGUCUUCGAAGUUAAGGCUACUGCUGGUGAUACUCACUUGGGUGGUGAAGAUUUCGAUAACAGACUAGUCACUCAUCUGGCAAAUGAAUUCAAGAGAAAGAACAAGAAGGACCUAACCACCAACCAAAGAGCACUAAGGAGAUUGAGAACUGCAGCAGAGAGAGCUAAGAGAGCUUUGUCUUCUUCUUCUCAAACUUCAAUUGAAAUUGAUUCUCUCUUUGAAGGUGUCGAUUUUUACACUUCUAUCACUAGAGCCAGAUUUGAGGAGUUGUGUGCUGAUUUGUUCAGAUCCACCUUGGAGCCAGUAGAGAAAGUUUUGAGAGACUCCAAACUAGACAAGUCUCAAAUUGAUGAAAUUGUCUUGGUCGGUGGUUCCACCAGAAUCCCAAAGGUUCAAAAGCUUGUCUCUGACUUCUUCAACGGUAAGGAGCCAAACAGAUCCAUUAACCCAGAUGAAGCAGUCGCCUACGGUGCCGCUGUUCAAGCCGCUAUCUUGACCGGUGAUCAAUCCUCCAAGACACAAGACCUUUUGUUGUUGGAUGUCGCUCCAUUGUCUCUUGGUAUUGAAACAGCUGGUGGUAUUAUGACCAAGUUGAUCCCAAGAAACUCCACAAUCCCAACUAAGAAGUCUGAAGUCUUCUCCACUUACGCAGACAACCAGCCUGGUGUUUUAAUUCAAGUCUUUGAAGGUGAAAGAACUAAGACAAAGGACAACAACUUGCUAGGUAAGUUUGAAUUAUCUGGUAUUCCACCUGCUCCAAGAGGUGUUCCACAGAUCGAGGUUACUUUCGAUAUUGAUGCCAAUGGUAUCUUGAAUGUCUCCGCUGUCGAAAAGGGUACUGGUAAGUCUAACAAGAUCACCAUCACCAAUGAUAAAGGUAGAUUAUCCAAGGAGGAUAUCGAAAAGAUGGUUGCCGAAGCUGAGAAGUUCAAGGCUGAAGAUGAGAAGGAAGCUGAACGUGUUCAAGCAAAGAACCAAUUGGAAUCUUACGCCUUCUCAUUGAAGAAUACUUUGAAUGAGGCCAGUUUCAAAGAAAAGGUCGGUGAAGAAGACUCCAAGAAAUUGGAAACUGCUGCCCAAGAGACCAUUGACUGGUUAGACGCAUCCCAAGCAGCUUCAACCGAUGAAUACAAGGACAGACAAAAGGAAUUAGAGGCCGUCGCCAACCCAAUUAUGAGCAAGUUCUACGGUGCCGCUGGCGGUAUGCCAGGUGCUGGUGGAAUGCCUGGUGCUGGUGGUAUGCCUGGUGCUGGUGCUGGUACCGGUGCUGCUGAUUCCGGUCCAACCGUUGAAGAAGUUGAUUAA
Molecule: messenger RNA, 1944 nt
Organism: Nakaseomyces glabratus
Lineage: Eukaryota; Fungi; Ascomycota; Saccharomycetes; Saccharomycetales; Saccharomycetaceae
Gene: SSA4
Product: Hsp70 family chaperone SSA4
Biological process (GO): SRP-dependent cotranslational protein targeting to membrane, translocation
Cellular component (GO): plasma membrane; cytoplasm; cytosol
Molecular function (GO): ATP-dependent protein folding chaperone; ATP binding
Source: RefSeq, a predicted model, not a curated record